Nicotiana tabacum (common tobacco) is the source of this 871-nucleotide messenger RNA. RefSeq lists its product as uncharacterized. The record is from RefSeq and is a predicted model, not a curated record. Lineage: Eukaryota; Viridiplantae; Streptophyta; Magnoliopsida; Solanales; Solanaceae.
ACGACAGUCCAGCAUAAAUAAAAACCCUAAAAUUCACGGUUUCCACUACACGACCUAGAACCAUCCGAAACAUUCCCCAAAUUAACCAAACGAAGAACACAUCGGUAGCUGACGUCUGGACCGGCGGAAUCACAGUUGCUGUUGGUUGUUCAAUCGUUGGAGCAAGUGUCUUCCAAUCAACAUCAUGAGAAAACCAAUACUUGAUCGUCUUAUUGACGCUGGGAUUGGUACUAUAGCAAAGUGUAUAACUUCUAGCCUGAGAAGAAAAGAUGGCAUCUUGCACCACCCCGAGUUCAAUCAAUCCAUUGCCGAAUAUGGUCAGACAUUCACCCGUAAGCGUGUUAACGAGGAAGAUGCAAUGCUGAUAGGUGUCGAUGUUUUCGUCCGUUAUACGGUGAUAGGUUCUGGAGUUGUCGCUUUCAUCUAUCUUGUGAAAAGUCAUUUCAACUGGCUGAAUCAAAGUAAGUUGGAGAUGGAGCGACGCAGGGUAAGAUUCUUCCAAGAAGCCGAACAAAGAAUGGAGCAAACCAUGCAACAACAUCAAAUUUCCAAGCAAAGUAUCAUGGGAGGCAAUGCGCCAAAAGCUGCAGAUGGAGCUCACGCCAAGGUAACGAAAGAUGAAAAAACCAUGACUGGGGCAGUUAAGGCUUGAAGAAGAAUGACCAACAUCUGAGGAAAAAUUCUAAGCUAGGGAAAAAGAGGGGAUGGAUGAUACUUCUUGGUAUAUUUAGCAAUUUCCGCUUAUUCUAUUUAUGCAUACAAGUGAAGCCUCAGAGACCCAAAACAUUGAGGUGAAUUAUUGCUAAUUACCUACCUGCUGUGUUAAUAGUACUAUCUUCCCAUUCUCAUUGACUGAACUAUUAGCUCUCUC